GAGUCUAUGCAGAAGGUCCAGCACAUGGCAGCACAUCUGGUCUUCAGUCAGCCUCCUGAUUGCACUCCAUUCACUCCCAUAUGAGGCCAGAAACAAAUACAAGGAUUUGAGUACAAUGGUAUGAAAACCUUGUCUCUACAGAAGAAAGAAAGGGUUUGAGUGACAUGAGAAUGAGAAAAUGAUGACACGAUGACUUUGGGGUGAGCUGAGCUGACACUGUGCAAUUUGGGUCUGUCUGCGCUUCUCUGCUGAACAACACGCUCUGCUUUAAAUGCAUUAACAUACAGCUGUGAUAUGUGUGUGUGUGUGUGUGUGUGUGUGUGUGUGUGUGUGUGUGUGUGUGUUAGAAGCUAUUCAAGAUCAUUGUGUCACUGAUCUGGAACAGAUUGACAGAUUAGAGCGCAGGUUAAUCCUGUGUGUGUGUGUGUGUGUGUGUGUAUCAGUCGCAAACACACCGCAAUGAGACUCAUUCAGUGCUGCUGGAUGUCAUGUUUCAUUGUUUCUGAAAAUACGUGUGUGAGACACAUAAAAUAUCAAGGGAAAGAAAUCCAGCCUUUGCUUUAAUAAGGUGAGUCUGAUUCCGGUGAUUUCUGAGGUAGAAAUAAGAAAAACGUCCCUCUUUCAUUGAGUUUGGUUCUUUCUCUGCAGCAUGUCUCUUCUGUCUGUCCUGCGUUCUCCGAGCCUGUCCUUCCUGCAGACGCUGCUGUCUCUGCUGCUGUCUCUGGUGUCUCUCUCGUCCUCGUACUGGUGUGUGGGCCGGCAGAAGGUCCCGAAGCCGCUGUGCUCCCCGUCCCGCCGGCUCAGGUGCACUCCGGUGCACGGCGUCUCUGACGGAUCCUUCUCCUGGGAGACCGGCGACGACCGCUUCAUCUUCCCCUCCUUCCACGCCGGGCUCUGGACCACCUGUGAGGAGAACAUCUUCACCGAUGCCUCGGAGGAGAAGUGCCGCAGCUUCAUGGCUCUCACACCUGCAUCAGAGAAAGGGAUCGUGUGGCUGUACGUGGGGAUGGAGCUGCUGUACAUCGCUCUGUUGUGUGUCAGUUCUCUGCUCUUGCUGAUGCAGUUGUGUUUGUCAUCCUGGUUUCCUCCGCAGCAGCGCUGGGGUCAGUUACUGAACGCCUUCGCCGCCAUCUGCACUGUUCUGGGAGGGCUGGUUGGGAUGGUCGCUCACAUGAUGUAUAUGCAGGUUUUCCAGGUGACAAUCUCUCUCGGCCCUGAGGACUUUAAACCUCACAGUUAUGGAUACUCUUGGGCCUUUUACGUGGCGUGGGUGGCCUUCACCUGCUGCAUGUCUUCUGGCGUGUCGACACUCAACAACUACACCAAGAAGUUCCUGAUGGUGGGACCCAAGCACAGGAGCGUGUUUUACCCCUGCAGGAACUUCACCUUUCCUCCGCAGCUGCCUCCGCUCUCGCCUCUGUCUCCGUACUUCUCCCCGCUGCUCCCAGCCCCUCCUCCUCCACCUCCUCGACCCGCCCCUCUCUCACCAUGCCCCGCCCCUCACUCCCACAGCCCUGCCCCUCUCUCACCAUGCCAAACCCCUCACUCCCACAGCCCCGCCCCUCUCUCACCAUGCCACACCCCUCACUCCCACAGCCCCGCCCCUCUCUCACCAUGCCCCGCCCCUCACUCACACAGCCCCGCCCCUCUCUCGCUCCUGGAGCCUGCCAUGUCUCCUCCCUUCGCUUUGCUUCUGUCUCCACUGAGCUUUGCGUCUCAGUGUCCAGACGAGGAGUUCAGCCCGCUCUGA
Molecule: messenger RNA, 1750 nt
Organism: Carassius carassius (crucian carp)
Lineage: Eukaryota; Metazoa; Chordata; Actinopteri; Cypriniformes; Cyprinidae
Product: germ cell-specific gene 1-like protein
Exons: 5
Coding region: 650-1750 (366 amino acids)
Cellular component (GO): plasma membrane
Source: RefSeq, a predicted model, not a curated record